Messenger RNA from Penicillium roqueforti, 1404 nucleotides. RefSeq lists its product as uncharacterized. Gene Ontology annotation, biological process: amino acid transmembrane transport. Lineage: Eukaryota; Fungi; Ascomycota; Eurotiomycetes; Eurotiales; Aspergillaceae. The record is from RefSeq and is a predicted model, not a curated record. The transcript has 5 exons. Gene Ontology annotation, cellular component: vacuolar membrane. Bases 1 to 1404 code for a protein of 467 amino acids. Gene Ontology annotation, molecular function: amino acid transmembrane transporter activity.
AUGUCCAAGGACGACAGGAAGGAACCAGGUUACGACCUGGGCAGCACUGAGACCAAUGGAGAAUAUUUCGAUACCAUCACUGCUCUGGUCGCUGCAGACCAUGAGCAUGAAAUCAAGCUUCGGACCAUGACUUGGCAGAAGACGGCCUGCCUGCUUGCCGGUGAGCAGGUUUGCUUGGCCAUUAUGGCGCAGACUUGGUCCCUCUCCGUCCUCGGAUGGGUUCCCGGUAUCAUUACUAUGGUCCUCUGCGGAUUCUUCUUUUGGGUGACCUCGAUCACGAUGCAUAAAUAUAUCAUGAAGCAUCCUCAUAUUAUGGAUAUCUGCGAUUUCGGAUACCAUGUAUUCGGACAGAGCAAAGUUGCCUACAUCUUCUCCGCAUUCAUGAUGCUUGCGAACAAUAUUCUCCUCAUCGGAUUCCACGUCUUGACCGGCGCCAAGGUCCUGAAUACCCUCUCGGAUCACUCAUUGUGCACUGCCGUCUUCUCGAUAAUCGUGACUAUCAUGGGAAUCGUCAUGUCCUUCCCCCGAACCUUGCAACAUGUUAGCCUCAUGUCAAUGUUCUCAUCCGCCUGCAUGGGUAUCGCAGUUAUUCUCUUCCUCGUCUACGCCGGUAUCGAAAAAGCCCCUCUCUACGGAUACAACGGCAGCUACCCGACAGACGGAGCCGUGAGGACCUAUGCCUUCCCUCUACCAGGCACCACAUGGGUCGCCUGUAUGAACGCCGUGAUGAACAUCACCUUUAUCUGGGUGCCGCAAAUCCUGUUCCCAACCUUCAUCUCAGAGAUGGAAAGGCCGCAAGAUUUCCCCAAAGCAUUGGCCGUUCUCGGCGUGAUCUCCGCGAUCCUUUUUAUCGCCCCUUCAGCCAUUGGAUUCCACUACCUGGGCCAGUAUUCCACCGCUCCAGCCUUCGGCAGUUUGGGCGUGGUGUCAUACAAGAAAUCGUCCUUCGGCUUCGUCAUCGUCCCCACCCUGAUCAUCGGCGUGAUCUACGCCAAUGUGACUGCGAAAUUCCUCUACACGCGCAUCCUCGGCAAGUCCCGACACUCGCACAGCCACACCGUGCUUGGAUGGACUGUGUGGGUGUUGAUCAUGGUAGCGAUCUGGGUGCUCGGGUUUGUCUUUGCAGAGAUCAUUCCCAGCAUGGGUGAUUUCCUUUCCCUCCUGAGCGCGGCCUUUGAUUCCUUCUUCGGGUUCAUUUAUUUCGCCGUCGCGUACUGGCAGCUCAACCGGGGAUCGCUGUUCAGCGGUCUCGGGAGAACCGCUAACACUCUGCUCAAUCUUCUCAUCUUGAUGAUUGGUCUGUUCUUGCUGGGUCCGGGGCUGUAUGCAGCCGUUGAGGCCAUCAUUUCUGACUACUCGGGUUCGGUCGAGCCUGCCUUUACUUGUGCCAAUAUGGCUAUCUAA